This is a messenger RNA of Acipenser ruthenus (sterlet), 5347 nucleotides long. RefSeq names its product sister chromatid cohesion protein PDS5 homolog B-like. Bases 232 to 4590 code for a protein of 1452 amino acids. Gene Ontology annotation, biological process: DNA repair; mitotic sister chromatid cohesion. Lineage: Eukaryota; Metazoa; Chordata; Actinopteri; Acipenseriformes; Acipenseridae. The transcript has 35 exons. Gene Ontology annotation, molecular function: DNA binding. The record is from RefSeq and is a predicted model, not a curated record. Gene Ontology annotation, cellular component: chromatin; nucleus.
UAGAAGGAAGUGUAUUUUCCUCACUGGAGCUGCAACGCUUUUUCUGCCUGAGACUCAGGCUGAGUAUUGGCGCUGCAGCGGGGGGAGAGACAGACAGAGAGAGCGGGUUCAGUUUUUCUUUUGCAAAAAUAAUUGCAAUAUCUAAUUUUCAAUCUGUUUUUAUUUUUCUCCGGUUAACACAGUCUACAUACAUACUUCCUUUACGAGGGAGAUUACAAGUGAGUGGUGACCAUGGCUCACUCCAAGGCACGAGCCAACGAUGGAAAGAUUACCUACCCUCCGGGAGUCAAGGAGAUCUCAGACAAAAUAUCGAAAGAGGAGAUGGUUCGGAGGUUAAAGAUGGUUGUGAAAACCUUUAUGGAUAUGGACCAGGAUUCGGAGGAGGAGAAGGAACUGUACCUCAACCUGGCCCUGCAUCUUGCUUCAGACUUUUUCCUCAAACACCAUGAUAAAGAUGUCCGACUGCUUGUUGCCUGCUGUUUGGCUGAUAUUUUUAGAAUCUAUGCCCCAGAGGCUCCUUACACAUCACCAGACAAAUUGAAGGAUAUAUUUAUGUUCAUAACAAGGCAGCUAAAGGGAUUAGAAGACACAAAAAGUCCACAGUUCAACAGAUACUUCUAUUUACUUGAGAAUAUUGCCUGGGUGAAGUCUUACAACAUCUGCUUUGAGUUGGAAGACUGCAAUGAGAUCUUCACACAGCUGUAUCGAACACUCUUUCAAGUGAUAAAUAAUGGCCAUAACCAGAAGGUUCACAUGCAUAUGGUGGAUCUGAUGGGCUCUAUCAUUUGUGAAGGUGACACAGUCUCCCAAGAGCUUCUAGAUACAGUUCUAGUGAACCUAGUACCUGCACAUAAGAAUUUAAACAAACAGGCUUAUGACUUGGCAAAAGCUCUGCUGAAGAGGACAGCCCAGGCUAUUGAACCAUACAUUACUAAUUUCUUUAACCUGGUGCUGAUGCUUGGAAAGACCUCUGUCAGUGAUCUAUCAGAGCACGUCUUUGACUUGAUUCUAGAGCUGUACAAUAUUGAUUGCCACCUGCUGCUUUCUGUGUUACCGCAGCUAGAAUUUAAACUAAAGAGCAACGAUAAUGAUGAACGUUUGCAAGUUGUUAAGCUGCUGGCUAAAAUGUUUGGAGCAAAGGAUUCUGAAUUGGCAGCUCAAAACAAGCCCCUCUGGCAGUGUUACCUUGGAAGGUUCAAUGAUAUACACGUCCCGAUCCGUCUUGAAUGUGUGAAGUUUGCAAGUCACUGCCUUAUGAAUCACCCGGAUUUAGCCAAAGAUCUAACAGAGUUCUUAAAAGUGAGGUCCCAUGAUCCUGAGGAAGCCAUUAGACACGAUGUCAUUGUGUCUAUUGUUACUGCUGCUAAAAAGGAUCUCUCGCUUGUCAAUGAUCAGUUGCUUAAUUUUGUAAGAGAGAGAACAUUAGACAAGAGGUGGAGGGUUCGAAAAGAGGCAAUGAUGGGACUGGCCCAGAUCUACAAAAAGUACUCUUUGCAAGGAGAAGCAGGAAAAGAAGCUACAAAACAGAUUUCCUGGAUAAAAGACAAGCUCCUGCAUAUAUACUAUCAGAACAGUAUCGAUGACAGGUUGCUUGUGGAACGUAUCUUUGCCCAGUACAUGGUUCCCCAUAAUCUGGAGACAACAGAGAGGAUGAAGUGUUUGUAUUAUCUUUAUGCAACACUGGACUUCAAUGCCGUGAAAGCUCUAAAUGAAAUGUGGAAAUGCCAAAACAUGUUGAGGAAUCAAGUUAAGGAUUUGCUUGACUUAAUCAAACAACCAAAAUCUGAUGCCUCUAGCAAAGCAGUGUUUUCCAAAGUGAUGGUCAUUACAAGAAAUCUGCCAGACCCAGGGAAGGCCCAAGACUUCAUGAAGAAAUUUGCCCAGGUUUUAGAAGAGGACGAAAGAAUUCAGAACCACCUGGAGACACUUGUCAGCCCUGAAUGUUCGUGCAAGCAAGCUGAGGGCUGUGUUCGUGAAAUCACGAAAAAACUUGGAAGUCCCAAACAGCCAAGCAACCCGUUUCUAGAAAUGGUGAAAUUCCUCCUGGAGAGGAUUGCUCCGGUGCACAUAGACACUGGAUCCAUUAGUGCCCUUGUCAAGCAAGUCAACAAAUCAAUAGAUGGCACAGCUGAUGAUGAGGAUGAGGGAGUACCGACAGAGCAGGCAAUCAGGGCAGGCCUUGAAUUGUUGAAGGUGCUCUCAUUUACUCACCCUGUCUCUUUCCAUUCUGCGGAAACUUUUGAGUCCCUACUUGGUUGCCUGAAAAUGGACGAUGAAAAGGUGGCAGAAGCUGCACUGCAGAUUUUUAAGAACACGGGUGGCAAAAUGGAAGAGAGCUUUCCUCACAUAAAAUCGGUUUUGCUUCCAGUUUUACAACAGAAGGCUAAAAAGGGCCCACCUCGUCAGGCUAAAUAUGCUAUUUACUGUAUACAUGCAAUAUUCUCCUCAAGAGACACACAGUUUGCACAGAUAUUUGAGCCACUGCAUAAAAGCCUGGAUCCUGCAAAUCUUGAUCAGCUCAUUACACCUUUAACAACUAUAGGUCACUUAGCUAUGCUGGCACCAGAACAGUUUUCAGGUCCCCUGAAGUCCUUGGUAGCAAAUUUCAUAGUAAAGGAUUUGUUAAUGAAUGACAGGCUUCCUUGCAAAAAGACAACAAAGCUUUGGGUUCCUGAUGAUGAGGUCUCCUCAGAAACGCUGGUAAAGAUCCAAGGUAUUAAGCUGAUGGUCCGAUGGCUGUUGGGAAUGAAAAACAACCUGAGCAAGUCUGGAAACUCCACACUGAGGAUGCUAACUGCAAUAUUAAACAGUGAUGGCGACUUGACCGAGCAAGGGAAAAUGAGCAAACCCGAUAUGUCACGUCUGAGGCUGGCGGCUGGAUGUGCUGUCCUGAAGUUAGCACAAGAACCCUGUUAUCAUGAAAUUGUUACCCUGGAGCAGUACCAGUUGUGUGCUUUAGUCAUUAAUGAUGAAUGUUACCAAGUGAGACAAGCGUUUGCACAGAAGCUUCACAAAGGCCUUUGUAGGUUACGGCUACCACUGGAAUACUUGGCCAUCUUCGCUCUUUGUGCAAAAGAUCCAGUGAAGGAGAGAAGGGCACAUGCCAGGCAGUGCCUAGUGAAAAACAUAAAUGUCCGAAGGGAGUACCUGAAGCAACAUGCAGCAAUCAGUGAUAAGUUGUUUUCACUCCUGCCAGAAUAUGUCGUCCCAUACACAAUCCACCUGCUUGUACAUGAUCCAGAUUAUGUAAAGGUUCAAGAUAUUGAGCAACUUAAAGAUGUCAAAGAGUGUUUGUGGUUUGUUUUAGAAAUAUUGAUGUCAAAAAACGAAAACAACAGUCAUGCUUUCAUUAGAAAAAUGGUGGAAAACAUUAAACAGACAAAAGAUGCCCAAGGGCCAGAUGAUCCAAAAUUAAACGAGAAACUGUACACUGUGUGUGAUGUGGCCAUGAACAUCAUCAUGGUCAAGAGUACAACGUACAGCCUGGAAUCUCCCAAGGACCCCGUUCUACCAGCCAGAUACUUCACUCAGUCUGACAAGAAUUUCAGCAAUACAAAGAAUUAUCUGCCUUCAGAAAUGAAAUCUUUUUUCACUCCUGGAAAGCCAAAGGCAGCCAAUGUUCUUGGUGCAGUUAACAAGCCCCUCUUAACUGCAGGCAAGCAGUCGCAGACCAAGUCUUCCCGGAUGGAGACAAUCAGCAAUGCCAGCAGCAAUUCCAAUCCCAGCUCUCCUGGAAGAAAUAAAGGAAGACUUGACAGCACUGAAAUGGAUCACACUGAAAAUGAAGACAUCACAAUAAUGAGAAAUUCUCCUCUGCCGGGGAAGAAGAAUGACAAGAGGGACGACUCUGAUGUUCUAAGGGAAAGUGAUAAACCCAGAGGUCGGAAAAAGGCACUAGCUGUGGAUCAGGAGGAGAGGUCAUUGAUGGAAGACACUGGUCUGGAGCAGAAACCCAAGCGAGGUCGUAAGAGGGCAGCUAACACCAGCACCGCCGAAGCAGACGAGCAACAGUGGCCCGAUGAGAAGACGAUAAAGGACAAUGCACUGGAAACGGAGGACGAGCAGAACAGUCCACCAAAGAAAGGGAGGAGGGGGCGGCCGUCCAAAGCAGCCGGCAGCACCACCCCCAAGGAGGAGACGCCAGUCAAGGGGAGGAGAGGUAGGAAGAAGGCGGCUCCUCCUGUUUCAGAAGAGGUGGAGGAGGAUGAAGAGGAGGAGGGGUACAGUGAAAAUGUCGAACAGAAACAAAAAGGAGGAAAGCAGGCCCGAGCACCAAGGAGGUCACAACAGAGGGUGGAAGCGGCUGAGGCUACAGAUGAGUCUGUAGAGUCCACGCCACAGAAGAGACGCGGAAGACCACCAAAAACGCAACAGUCCCUGCCAAGGAAAAAUGUACGCGGGACAAAAGCAGCUUCCAGCCAGGAGAACACUUCAGCCGAUGAGAUGGACGUGUCUCAGGAGAGCAUCGAAGACACUCGACUGGAGGAGGAGCAGGAGGAGCCAGCAGAGGAGGAGGAGGAGGAGGAGGAGGAGGAGGAAACCAACUCACUUAAAGUUCGGCGUAGGCCCGCAAGAAGGGACAGAAGAUGAGCAGUCAGAGAGCGAUGUGAAAGCUUGAUGAGAUGCCAUCAGUGCUGAAGGCUUCAGGAGAUCCUGAAACGGAUAUAGAGGAGAAGGAGAAUGGAGAGGAGCCUUGCAUCUGCUGAUGCUGUUCUUUUGCGGUCCCUAAUAUCACAGGCUUUAGCCACACACAUUAAUAUCAUUAAUCGUGGUUUGUUGUGCAUUGUGAUGUGUGCUGGCUAUGUAGAGAUCUGAACUAAAGAAAAACUGUAAAUAGUCUUUUAAACUUCUUUUUUUUUUGUUGGGGGGAGGGGGGUUUGUAUAGCUUUUAUCUUGCAGCUUUAAAUCAUCACCCAGUUAUAUCUGUAAAAAAAACAUUAAGAAUGGACCUUAAGCAAUAUGUGUCUGUUUUGUAUAUGUAAUCUCUUUUACUGUGAAUCAGAGUCUAAUGAACAAGUAUUUUAGCAUUUUCCUUUGUUUGGCAAUGUGUUAAGUAUUUCUUUUUUUUGUGGCCCCUUGUAUGUGUGGGUGUGAAGGUGCUCUUGUUAAUGCACACAGGUUUGAAGAUGUAAGAAAUACAAACCCAUUCUAAAGUAUUUGCAGUUACAUUUUACACGUCAGUAUUGAUAACAGAGGUCUUGGAAACCGGGGGGAAAAAGAGAUGUGUGGUUUAAUAUUUCAAUACCGACCGUGCAUUUAGAUUUAAGGCACUUUUAAAUAAUUUGCUUAUUUACUCCCCCAGUCAGUUUUUAUCAUUCUGCUGUACCAAUAAAAUUCUAUAUCUAAA